Penicillium roqueforti is the source of this 1689-nucleotide messenger RNA. Its product is annotated as MDR family MFS transporter. The record is from RefSeq and is a predicted model, not a curated record. Gene Ontology annotation, molecular function: transmembrane transporter activity. NCBI's taxonomy places the organism in Eukaryota, Fungi, Ascomycota, Eurotiomycetes, Eurotiales, Aspergillaceae. The coding region runs from base 1 to 1689 and encodes 562 amino acids. The transcript is spliced from 2 exons. Gene Ontology annotation, biological process: transmembrane transport.
AUGAAGCUCCCCCAUGACAAACCCACCAAUCCGCCAUCUACAGCAGAUCCUCUAGAUCCUCUGCAAAUACAACAGACUGAAAAACGUACACCAACGUCAACCGAUGAUUCUGGGCCUCUCAGCAACCAGAACGAACCUCAGUACCCCGGAAAGGCCAAGCUCAUCCUCAUCGCUCUCAGCUUGAGCCUCUGCAUGUUCCUUGUGGGGCUAGACAACACAAUUAUUUCCAGCGCCAUCCCUAAAAUCACCGAUGAUUUCAACGCAUUAGAAGAUGUUGGGUGGUACGCGAGUGCCUUCAUGCUCACAGUAUGUUCAUUCCAGCUGAUGUGGGGAAAGCUUUUCACAUUCUACACCGUCAAAUGGGUCUACUUGGCCUCCCUGUUUAUUUUUGAACUGGGCUCUUUGAUCUGUGGUGUUGCACCUACAUCCACUGCUCUGAUUGUGGGGCGUGCUAUUGCCGGAAUCGGUGGUGGUGGUGUCUCAAACGGUUCGUUUUUAUUGAUCGCCUACUCGGUGCCGCCACGCCAACGUCCUAUGUUGAUUGGGGCCCUUGGUGCUAUGUACGGAUUUUCUGCCAUUGCUGGUCCUUUGAUAGGGGGUGCCUUCACCAAUAACGCCAAACUCACUUGGAGGUGGUGUUUCUACAUUAACCUUCCUCUUGGGUUUGUUGCUGGUCUGGUCAUUUUAUUCUUCGUUUCUUCUUUCAAAGGAAGUAAGGCAGGUAAACUCGGCUUCAUCAAUCAACUGAGGCAGAUGGAUAUUCCCGGUACCCUCUGUUUACUUCCUGGUAUCAUUUGUUUGCUCCUUGCCCUGCAAUGGGGUGGUACCAAAUACCCAUGGGCCAGCGGGCGAAUCAUUGCUCUGUUUGUAGUGGCCUUCGUGAUUUUGGUCGCAUUUGGGUUUGUUCAGCUUCGGUCCGGUGAACUUGCAACCGUCCCCAAGAGGAUUUUCUACAACCGCAAUAUUUGGGGCUCAUCUUUGUUCGGCUCAUGCAUCGUCGCUGCGUUUUUCGUCAUACUCUAUUACAUUCAAAUUUGGUUCCAAGCCAUCAAGGGAGCCACCCCAAUCAAGUCCGGUGUCAUGAGUCUUCCUCUUGUACUGAGCUACGUGCUCUUCUCGUUCGUGACGGGCGGUCUUACUUCGGUGUUUGGGUACUACGUACAAUGGGCCUAUAUUGCGGUGGCUUUCAUGGCAAUCGGAGCCGGUCUGCUCACCAUGCUAGACGUCAACUCCGGCCACGCAGAAUGGAUUGGAUAUCAAGUGAUUCUUGGAGCGGGAGUUGGGUGUGGUUUACAGACAGCAUUCUCCGCACCCCAAACUGCGCUAUCAUUGGAGGAUAUCCCCAUCGGCACCGCUGUUGUUAUAUUCACGGAGAAUCUCACCAGUGCGGUCUUCGUCUCCGUUGCGCAGAAUGUGUUCACAAAUCAGCUGAAAACAAAUAUGGCGCAAUAUGCUCCGGAUGUUGAUGCCACUGAAAUUAUUGCAGCCGGCGCAACGAAAUUCAAGAGCCAAGUGCCUAAGGAGCUCUACGAUGUUGUCCUGCUUGCUUACAACAAGGCCCUAGAUCAGACAUUCUACGUGAGCGUCGCCCUCUCUUGCUUUGGUAUUCUCGGUGUAUUGGGGCUGGAGUGGCUCUCUGUCAAAGGAAAGAACGACGAUACUUCUGAUGAUACCCAUGCCAAGUCAUGA